Scatophagus argus is the source of this 1535-nucleotide messenger RNA. It is a transcript of the gene mief1, whose product is annotated as mitochondrial elongation factor 1. Lineage: Eukaryota; Metazoa; Chordata; Actinopteri; Scatophagidae. The record is from RefSeq and is a predicted model, not a curated record. The coding region runs from base 1 to 1440 and encodes 479 amino acids. Gene Ontology annotation, biological process: positive regulation of mitochondrial fission; mitochondrion organization. Gene Ontology annotation, cellular component: mitochondrial outer membrane. The transcript has 4 exons.
AUGGCAGGGGUGAAUGGAGACCGUAAAGGGAAGAAAGAUGACAAUGGGAUUGGCACAGCGAUUGACUUCAUGCUUUCCAAUGCUAAACUUGUGUUGGGAGUGGGAGGAGCAGCUAUGCUUGGCAUUGCAACACUAGCUGUCAAAAGAAUGUACGACCGUGCCAUAAGCGCUCCCACCAGCCCUACCAAGAUGGAGCAGACGGGAAAGAGAAGCUGGGAAGAGCCUGCCUGGAUGGGUUCAUCACCACGAGUCCUGAACCAUGAUAUGAAGUCCACAGUUAGCAGAUCACUGCAGUCUCUGCCCACAUCCUCACAGGCUUUUGAACCAGACUGUCUUCGGAGGACUGUGGGUCGAGCUGCGGUGGGAGGCAGGGGUGCCACCCAGUCAGACCUGCUGCGAGCCCGAAUGCGCCUGUCCCUGCAGGAACAUCUAUGGGAGUUCUACCAAUGUAAUGUGAACAUCCCUACUGAGGAGCAGGCUACGGCCAGGAGGGCAGCGCUGGACAUCUGUGCUGAACUCAGAGUGUUCCUUCAUGCCAAACUGCCUGACAUGCCGCUCAGAGAGAUGUACCUAAGUGGUAGUCUGUAUGAUGACCUGCAGGUGGUAACAGCAGACCACGCCCAGCUCAUGGUGCCUCUAAUCUUGGAGAAGAACCUGUGGUCAUCCAUCCCUGGGGAGGACACCAUCAUGAAUGUCCCGGGGUUCUGGCUUGUCCGCAGGGAAAAUCUGGAGUAUUUCCCACGGAACAGCAGCUACUGGGACCGCUGCAUGGUUGGAGGGUACCUCUCCCCUAAAUCAGUCCUGGAGGUCUUCGACAAGCUUGUGGCUGGCUCCAUCAAUUGGCCAGCUAUAGGGAGUGUCCUCGACUACGUCAUCCGUCCUGUGGUUCCCUCAGAAACACUGACCCUGGAGGUGCAGUAUGAGAUGGACCGAAAGCUGUAUGUGGACUUCCUACCAUUACUUGUGAUGGAGGAUGGUACCUCACUUAUCGCCAAACCUCAUCGUCUUGCUGCGGAGCGUCAUGAAAACCUAUGGCGGCAGAGCUUCCGUGUGGCUGAGACGGCGCGACUCAGGGCUCUGGACCAGGAGGACGGAGGAUGCCGAUGCACCUGCCUGAAGGUGGCAAAGGCCGUGUGUAAGCUCAACCCUGCCCUUAACCGGCUGAACGCCAGCCAGCUCACCAACGCCAUAUUGUUACUGUGUGAAAAAGAAGGUGACUGGACCCAGGAAGCGCUGGCUGACCGCUUCCUUCAGCUGCUACGAGCGCUGGUGGGACACCUAGAGGCUGGGAGGCUGCCAUGUGCACUCAACCCGAAAGUGAACUUAUUCUGUGAGCUGACUGAACAUGAGGUGGAUGAGCUGGGGUAUACGCUCUACUGCGCCCUAUCAGAUCCCGAGGGACUGCUGAGAACUGCUGUGGCACAGCCGUCCCAUCCCUGACAACCUCUUCAUAUCACUACGCAGCAAGGUGGCACCUGUCCACCACUGUUUGGUUGGCGACAGUGACCUCAAACCAAAAUGAGGUCGCGGGGGAA